GCUAAAGUCUCAAAGAACGGCGCCGUUAUGCCCCGCCCAGCAUACGCAACGCCGGCGAACGCUUUGCCAUGUGGUUUUCUCGCGAGAGUUUCUUUAUAGCACUGGCGGCGCUCUGGUCUGGUUCCGUGAUGUCUAUGUCUCACACAAUUUUGCUUGUUCAGCCUACCAAGAGGCCAGAAGGGAGAACAUAUGCUGACUAUGAAUCGGUGAAUGAGUGCAUGGAGGGAGUUUGUAAAAUGUAUGAAGAACAUCUGAAGAGAAUGAAUCCCAACAGCCCAUCCAUUACGUAUGACAUCAGCCAGUUGUUUGAUUUUAUUGAUGACCUGGCAGACCUCAGCUGUCUUGUUUACCGUGCUGACACUCAGACAUACCAACCCUACAAUAAAGACUGGAUAAAGGAGAAGAUCUACGUCCUCCUCCGCAGGCAGGCUCAGCAAGCAAGCAAAUAAUGGGGCAGCCUCAUUAUGGGGUUUGGGGAGGGCUUGGACAACAGGUGUGUACAGUAGUAGAAGUUUUGUAUUAUAGUCAUCCUGUUGUCAUCUUGUUAAAUUCUAGUCAGGACUGAAUGUAUUGUUAGCGACGCAAGGAUUUUGUUCAGUUUGAAACCCUCUUUUUAGUGUAAAUGAAGAAGAAAAUGUAACAUCUUUGGUAGGGAUUUAACUUUGUUUCUCUCUGGUUAGCUAACAAUCCUACUUUUGUUCAACCCCCUAGGGCUGUUCAUAUGCUUUGCCAGAUUCACUGUAUGUGCCCUUCCGCGGGAUAUCCAACUAUUAGUUAUGUCAUUGAGACAAAAGACUUAGUGGAAAAUAAAAUGAAUACUCUUUAGUUAAA
This is a messenger RNA of Trachemys scripta elegans, 831 nucleotides long. It is a transcript of the gene ERH, whose product is annotated as ERH mRNA splicing and mitosis factor. The transcript has 4 exons. NCBI's taxonomy places the organism in Eukaryota, Metazoa, Chordata, Testudines, Emydidae. The record is from RefSeq and is a predicted model, not a curated record. The coding region runs from base 69 to 449 and encodes 126 amino acids.